This is a messenger RNA of Knipowitschia caucasica, 564 nucleotides long. NCBI's taxonomy places the organism in Eukaryota, Metazoa, Chordata, Actinopteri, Gobiiformes, Gobiidae. The record is from the annotation of a GenBank genome assembly.
AUGGCUUGGUGGAGAUUCCAUGCGCGGAGAGGGUUGCGGCUGCUUCCGACCAACCCGGAAGUAAACGAGAUGACCGGAUACGUCAAUUUCCCAGGAUGCUUUAACCUGAGAUGUCGAAUGUCUUUACUUUGGCUUUGUCUAGCGCUAUUACAUGCGUGCGCUCUUACCGCCAACGCCGAAAAGCUGGACGAAAAUGACCCGGUAGUGACCACGGUCUACGGCAGACUCCGCGGCAUCAAAAAAGAACUCAACAACGAGAUUCUAGGUCCGGUGGUGCAAUUUUUGGGAGUCCCUUACGCAGCACCCCCCACCGGCGAGCGCAGAUUCCAGCCUCCGGAACCGCCUUUAUCGUGGCCGGAAAUUCGCAACGCCACGCACUUUGCCCCGGUGUGCCCGCAGAGCAUCGUAGAAGGCCGACUCCCGGACGUGAUGCUGCCCGUGUGGUUCACCAAUAGCAUGGAUGUGGUGUCCAGCUACGUGCAAGAUCAGAGCGAGGAUUGCCUCUAUCUAAACAUCUACGUACCUACAGAAGAUGGUGAGUACCCGCGCGAGUUCAGGGUAUAG